Molecule: messenger RNA, 322 nt
Organism: Pseudonaja textilis
Lineage: Eukaryota; Metazoa; Chordata; Lepidosauria; Squamata; Elapidae
Gene: PCP4
Product: Purkinje cell protein 4
Cellular component (GO): cytoplasm
Molecular function (GO): calmodulin binding; calcium ion binding
Source: RefSeq, a predicted model, not a curated record
UAGAAACAGUAUAGAGAGCUUGUAGUCCAGCAGCUCUGUCUUGAGGAAGUGAGGAUCUGCGAACUCUCAUUUCAAACUCAUCAUUAUGAGUGAGAGACAAGGUGCUGGAGCAACAAACGGAAAAGGCAAGGCCCCUAAUGAAAAUGAUGCACAAAAGAAGGUUCCAGAGGAUUUUGACAUAGACAUGGAUGCACCAGAGACAGAGAAAGCUGCCGUGGCGAUACAAUCUCAAUUCAGAAAAUUCCAGGAGAAAAAGGCUGGCUCUCAGUCUUAGUCUCUACCUCAUAGUUUCCCCCAUUAAACACUAUCUAGUCUAUCUGGA